AGCCUCGGGGUCCCGGGCUGAGGGAGCCGGAAGGAAGUGAGUGAGUCCCGCCCCUUUCCCCUUCUCGUUUCCGUAGGAGCCACCUCCGCUGCUGCUGCCGCCGCUGCGUGUUCUUCGGAGUCUUCCUGCAGUACCCUCGGUCCCCGGCCGCGCGGAGCCGGGAUGCACUGCUCCUGCUGUGGGUCCUCAUCAUGGAGACCAAACGGGUGGAGAUUCCCGGCAGCGUCCUGGACGAUCUCUGCAGCCGAUUUAUUUUGCAUAUUCCCAGCGAGGAAAGAGACAAUGCUAUCCGAGUGUGUUUUCAGAUUGAACUUGCCCAUUGGUUUUACUUGGAUUUCUACAUGCAGAACACACCAGGAUUACCUCAGUGUGGGAUAAGAGACUUUGCUAAAGCUGUCUUCAAUCAUUGUCCAUUUUUGCUGCCUCAAGGUGAAGAUGUGGAAAAAAUUUUGGAUGAAUGGAAGGAAUAUAAAAUGGGAGUGCCAACAUAUGGUGCAAUUAUUCUUGAUGAGACACUUGAAAAUGUACUACUGGUUCAGGGGUACCUAGCAAAAUCAGGCUGGGGAUUUCCAAAAGGAAAAGUGAACAAAGAAGAAGCCCCUCAUGACUGUGCUGCUAGAGAGGUCUUUGAAGAAACUGGUUUUGAUAUUAAAGAUUAUAUUUGUAAGGAUGAUUACAUUGAACUUCGGAUCAAUGAUCAGCUUGCUCGUUUGUACAUCAUUCCAGGAAUUCCAAAAGAUACAAAAUUUAACCCAAAAACCAGAAGAGAAAUCCGGAAUAUUGAGUGGUUCUCCAUUGAGAAAUUGCCUUGCCAUAGAAAUGAUAUGACCCCAAAAUCCAAACUUGGUUUGGCACCAAACAAAUUUUUUAUGGCCAUUCCUUUUAUCAGACCAUUAAGGGACUGGCUUUCUCGACGAUUUGGAGAUUCCUCAGAUAGUGACAAUGGAUUUUCCUCAGCUGGUAGCACACCAGCUAAACCUACUGUGGAAAAAUUGAGUCGAACCAAAUUCCGGCACAGUCAGCAGUUAUUUCCUGAAGGUUCUCCUGGUGACCAGUGGGUAAAGCACCGGCAACCGCUGCAGCAUAAACUGUACAGUAAUCAUCACGCCGAAAUGUCUGAUCUUUUAAAAGCAAAGAAUCAAAGUAUAAGGGGAAAUGGCAAAAAACAGUAUCAAGAUUCGCCUAAUCCAAAGAAAAGAGCAAAUGGGAUCCACAACCAGCCAGCCAAGCAACAGAAUCCCUUGGUGAAAUGUGAAAAGAAACUUCAUCCACGAAAACUUCAGGAUACUUUUGAAACAGAUGCUGUGUAUGACUCGCCUCACUCCGGUGAAGACCAGUUGCUCGAACAUGCUGAGGGCCAGGCUGUGGCAUGUAACGGACACUGCAAAUUCCCCUUUUCAUCCCAAGCUUUUUUGAGUUUCAAGUUUGACCAUAAUGCUAUAAUGAAAAUCUUGGACCUCUGAUCGCAGCACAUGUGGAAGUCCCCAGAUCAGAGGCGUGUUGCAUUUGAGUGGGUGUCUCUUUGAGCCUUACCUUUCUCAGGUGUUGUAAAGAAAUGCAGGGAGACGAUGAUGUUUCUGAAGAGAUGUUCUCUGUGCAGAAGAGAGAGUAGAAAGAAACAUGAAUUUGCACUGUAAAUGUGGUUAUAACUUUUAUACACAUGUACCUUUUCAGUGUUUGGCUAAUGAAUUUAAGUUGCUUUUUAUGCGGGCAUUUUUUUCUGUGAUUGUGGUUUUUAUCUUGUUUUCUGGUCACAGAAAUAGUGUUUGAGUCAUCAUUAAGUAGCCAGGUUAAUGGGAAUAUGCCAUCUUCCCACUACAGUGAUUGUAAUACUAGUUUCCUUAUACUGAAAAUUUUAAAAAUUUUAAACUUAAAAUACACAAUUAUUAAAUGAAUACAAGACCCGAAAUGUCACGGAAGUCAAGAUUGCAGGGCAUCUACUCUGGUGGCAUUUUGCACAUUGCUCCGCUUCUAACCGCUGAGGUUCUCUUACCCUCCUUGCUAGGAGUUUUGUUGAAAGGUUUUGCUUAGAGUCAGAAUCUGCUAUAUAAUGUUCAUGUUCAAAAUGAACUCACGGCACUUCGUUAAAGGACAAAGCCCUCAGCCUGGAGAGGGGCUUGAGCUGGUGGUGCAGAGCUGCGGCUCCAGUUGCAGUUGCGCCGAGUGCUCUCAGUGGGCCUGGGAGGUUGUGGGGAGAGGACAGCGGGGAGAGCACAGGCCCGGGACCCCGAGACCGUGCUGUCACAACUGCAGCACCCCACCGCCAGCCCCUGGGGAGCGUGUGAUUUUGUUCUCGUGCAGCUUGAUUCUGUGUUACAGCUGUGUAAAUAAUGUGUGGAAUACUGACAUUACUUGGUUUCACAUUGCAUGUCAGUGUUGAUCUCUGGAAACUGAUGCUAUGUUAGGUUCCCAUUUGCAGCAGUCGCAGAGACUGACACACUUAGUAGCAUAUUGAAGCCUCUGGACCAUGGACUGAAAAGGGAAGGGUAUGCAGUUUACCCAAGUACUGAUAAAUCAUCACACUAGGGGAGGAGCAGAACAUGGAAGCAACGUGUAUAAUUCACUCAUAGAAUGUGUUUUGCUCCUUUAGGGUUCUUAAAUCCAAAUAAGGAUGGCAGUGCCCAUUUAGAGAAGGAGUUUCGCUAUGUAAAGCUAUGGACAAUCACCAAGGCUUUAAGGGGGCUUUAGUGUUUGGGCUGCUUCUGACCUCAUUGAAGGUGUUUCUUUGGGGGUGGGGGGAAGACUGUUAGCAUAUGCGUGUGUACGCGUCUGUCAUAUGGGUUUUAAAAAUCUAUUUUACAUGUGGUAUCCACAAAAUAUAUCUCUGCUUGUAAAGUUUAUUGUGGAAAUCUUGAUUCUGUAUAGAUAGUCUAUUUAAUAGGGUUUCUAUUUAACCCUGUGGGACUUUUUUUGUAAGGAGUUCACUUGGUAUUCCUUUGCUUUAGAUUUUCAAUGGCUUGAUUUUAAAGGAGAAAAUCUAUUUAUUAAUAAAAGUGUCACCCUCUUGGUGCUAAGCAGGAUGAUUCAGUUAUAGCAGUGUGUUAGGAUUAGGUUAUCCGGUGUCCUGCAUCUUUUAAUGUGACAAAUUGGGGAAUCCUUCUGUGACCUUUUAAGAACGCAUUGUGAGAUUGCUUUGGAAGCUCUUCACUACUCUUUCUAAGAGUACAGCAGCUUUGCUUGGGUCUCCUUGAGCCAUAUUUAUAGUUGGUCCCAGCAUUCCAGGUUUCUGUUCUUAAUGGAGUGAAAACUUAGUUUGUCUGGCAGGUGAGUUGUUUUCACUCGUUUAUUGCCAUCUGGAAACCAUUUAAUUUUUUUGUGAUUUUGAAUGUGUGUUUUUCUGUUUAAGUGAGUGCUUUGGUCAGUCUUUCUGGUGCCUUGAGUUGGAAUUUUCAGCUCUCGACACUAAAGCAGAAGAGAUUAGUUACCAGAAAUAUGGCCUCUGAGGGCGUUGAGCCUUUUCAAGAACCAACAGAUUAUCUCUUUUCAAUUAUGGUAGUUUGACUGGUUAAACUGCUAUUGGGCUGCUUCAUUUAAUGCACUGUGGGUGGGACAAAAUAAGGGUAUUGUUGGGAUGGUAAUUUUGGUAUUGAGGCUUUUAGCUCUCUUAACAGUUUGAGAUUUAAAAAAUGUUAAAAGAUGAGUUAAAAUUUAUGUGUGAUGUGACUGAACUAUGCAGAAAGUGUGUAAGCUGGAUGUACCUAUUUCAUGUACGUCUGCUGCACUUCUUCCCUCGAACCUGUGUGUUAGAUUCUCAGUGUUCAGGUCACCUGGAAAAGAGCCGUGCUUAGCACAGAACUAGAUUUCUUGAUUGAGAAAUUUUAGCAUGGUUUGAAGAAAUCAAGUGAUAAGGGAGUGUGCUGAAUAUGCAAGACUUUACUUCUGUGUGCUGCAUUGUAAGAAGCUAGAUGAGAAUAGCAGUUGUGUUGGCUUCAAUUACAGAUUAUGUCUUCGAGAGAAAUAGGUCUUUUGAAUCCAUUUUUUCAGUAUUCUUAGUUCCAAGGUUCAGUGUACUGUGAAUCUUUUUA
This is a messenger RNA of Capra hircus (goat), 4025 nucleotides long. It is a transcript of the gene DCP2, whose product is annotated as decapping mRNA 2. NCBI's taxonomy places the organism in Eukaryota, Metazoa, Chordata, Mammalia, Artiodactyla, Bovidae. The record is from RefSeq and is a predicted model, not a curated record. Gene Ontology annotation, cellular component: P-body; cytoplasm. Gene Ontology annotation, biological process: deadenylation-dependent decapping of nuclear-transcribed mRNA; nuclear-transcribed mRNA catabolic process, nonsense-mediated decay. Bases 192 to 1463 code for a protein of 423 amino acids. The transcript has 11 exons. Gene Ontology annotation, molecular function: manganese ion binding; 5'-(N(7)-methylguanosine 5'-triphospho)-[mRNA] hydrolase activity; RNA binding.